Messenger RNA from Lotus japonicus, 1009 nucleotides. RefSeq lists its product as uncharacterized. Gene Ontology annotation, molecular function: translation elongation factor activity. Bases 100 to 810 code for a protein of 236 amino acids. The transcript is spliced from 7 exons. Gene Ontology annotation, cellular component: cytoplasm. Gene Ontology annotation, biological process: translational elongation; peptide biosynthetic process. NCBI's taxonomy places the organism in Eukaryota, Viridiplantae, Streptophyta, Magnoliopsida, Fabales, Fabaceae. The record is from RefSeq and is a predicted model, not a curated record.
UUAAGGCAAACUAGCCAAAUGCAUAGAAUGUGAGCAAGAAGCUCUUCCCUUAUCUCUUCACCAAGAAGCAAAAGCAUUUCCAGUUCCAACACAACAACAAUGGUGGCGGGAACUGCAACCAUGAGGCUGAGUCUCUCAGCUUCGUCUUCAUCUUUGCGUUUUGCUUCCUCCUCCUACUCUUCAUUCCCAUCAAACCCAUCUCUUCUUCCAAUGCGAAACCCUUCUUCCAAACCCCGAUUUUUCAAGAUUUACGCCUUGACCAGCAAUGACAUCAAGGUCGGUUCCAACGUUGAAGUCGACGGUGCCCCUUGGCGUGUCCUAGAGUUUCUUCAUGUGAAACCCGGAAAAGGUGCAGCUUUUGUGAGGACCAAGCUCAAGAAUUAUCUUACAGGGAAUACAGUUGAUAAAACCUUCAGAGCUGGAAGCUCGAUUGAACAAGCAGAUAUUCUCAAGGAAACAAAGCAGUUCACAUAUAAAGAUGGUUCUCAAUUUGUCUUCAUGGACUUGAAUUCAUACGAGGAGGUUCGUCUGGAUGAAAAAGAUAUUGGAGACAGAACAAAGUGGCUGAAAGAGGGAAUGGACUGCAGUAUACUGUUAUGGAAUGGAAAAGUUAUUGAUAUUGAUCUCCCUAUCACAGUCAAGCUUACUGUAGUCGAUGUUGAUCCUGGACUUAAGGGUGACACAGCUCAAGGUGGAUCAAAGCCAGCCACUCUUGACACUGGUGCUGUUGUCAACGUCCCACUCUUUGUAAAUGUAGGUGAUGAAAUACUGGUUGAUACAAGAAAUGGGGUGUACAUGAGUCGGGCUUAGGACUUCACAUCCAGUUUUGUAGUCAAAGUCUUAAGAAUUGUGAAACCUUUUGUUCCUUUUUGUAAGCAUAAUUUACUAAUGGAGAAUUAAAUUGAUAACUCGUAGCAUAUUAAUAUCAAGCUUAGCUAAUCGGCUAUGUACCUUGCAAUAUUGAGGUAAAAUUGUAUUGUAAAGGCUCUUGCAGCAUUAUUCUUCAGCA